This is a messenger RNA of Xenia sp. Carnegie-2017, 2342 nucleotides long. RefSeq lists its product as uncharacterized. The record is from RefSeq and is a predicted model, not a curated record. The transcript is spliced from 8 exons. Bases 1116 to 2237 code for a protein of 373 amino acids. NCBI's taxonomy places the organism in Eukaryota, Metazoa, Cnidaria, Anthozoa, Malacalcyonacea, Xeniidae.
CUGACAGUACUUUAUUUGAUCUGUUUACAGUUACAAGUAAAUCCAGCAUGUGCAUGGUGAUCACAAUGAUUUCGUUUGCUUUUAUUUUUUUAUUGCUUUGGUCUCUUACCUUAUGUACUGGAUUUGAUGUCAGAAUAUUCGCUCGUCAUUAUCCUAAAGCGUAAGCAAAUGCACCAUCAAGUGCUGUUACAUUAGAAAAGUGGCAUGUGGAUGCAGUUCUGGCUGUUCAAAUAUUUCUUAUAGAAUCGAAAGAUUGCAAGUUUGGAAGGCCCAAAUGGAUCCAAUGAUAUUAUUUUGGCACUUUUACAUUUAUUCAAAGAGUUUAUUCAAUUAUGUUAUGCUGUUGAACCUGAAACAGAUUUUGAAAAAGAAAUGAAUAUGAACAUUUCAAGCCUCCUGCAUGGUGAUUAUUUAAGUCCUUAUUAAUGAAGCUCAAAGUCAUUAUGAAGAAAGUUUAGACUGAGAAAGCUAUCAGAUAACAAAUUUAUUGAACGUUCCUGGAAACAUGGCAGGCAGUCCGGGAAAAAUGAUUUUUCUCAUGCGGAAGUGCAACUCUACCAACGUUGAACAAUUUCACGCCGUCGACUGUGUCGACAUCAAUUAUCCUGUGCAUUAUUCAGAAAACCAACAACGCCUUAUGUUUUAUUGAAUUUUGCUGUUAUAAAUUAAGCAGUCUAAAUAUUCAAUGUCACAGAUUGGUAGAGGCGCAGCGACGUGCAUGAUACUUAUUUCUUAAUAAUAAAAUGCAGCGAUGAUCUCUUUUGAAGCGGUAAUAGUUCUCCUUGAAACCGACGCAUAAUUUAAACUUAUUCACAUCUAGCCAUCUGCAAAAAAAUCAAAAAAACAACAGCUGCGUACUGAUAAGAUGAGCAAUAUUCACUUUGGCAUAUAAUGUAUUGCUACCUCUCUCCACCAAUAAGAGGCUUUGUUUCGUCAGACAACAAAGGAAAGUUGAGCGAUAAUUUUUUAAGCAUAAACUAACCCAUUGAUAUUAUUUCCGUAAAUUUCGACUUUUUUCUUUUUUCAACCUAUCAAUACAAAUCAAGUCUUACGGCUUACUGACGGCUGCCUGUUUAAACGUAGGAGCUAUUUUAUUCAAAGGCUAAAAUUUCGCGAUGAGUGCAAAGAAAAUGAAUAUUGCAGCAGCUCCAGUGAAGAGUAAUUUUCUGCCGGUGCCAAGCAUUCAGUUAGUGAUAGUUUGUGUUUCACUCGCUGUCGCUUUAACAAUGGCUGCGUUGAUAAUUUUCGUCGAUGUCGCUUCUCCAUCACUCGCUGACAUUUUCCUGACUCCAAAGUAUUUUCCGUUAGGACAAGGUCUCCAGUUGCGCAGCCGUCGCUGGACCAAGUCAAAAUAUGAAUGUGAUAAAUAUUGCACCGACAAUGAUGAAAAUUUUCAGAGAUUUAAUGGUGUACAAUGUGGCCGUGCUGUGUGGCAGAGCACGGCAGAUUACGGCGAAGGGGACAGAUAUGUCAGCAGAAUUGACACGUUAUAUAAACUAUUUGAAAAUUCAUCUGGGGCCAUGAAGUAUUUUAAUAACUAUUGGUCUGAUAGACUGGAUGAUUCACAAGCUAUACCUUUGGAACAUUACUUCGAUGACACAAGCAUAUCACCUCAAGCUGGGAGAAAUUAUAAAGCGUAUCGCUGGGAUCCUAUAGCACGACCAGUGACUCAUGGAACAUCGAAGCAACCGAGACAUAUUCAUUACAUCUUUGUACAAGAUCGUGUUUUUGCUCGAUUGCUUGUGCAAGGCUUCAACAACAGUCAUGAUCAGAGACUUGCCGUCGACUUCACUGGGAGGCUGGCUGGUACCAUGUCUGGUCUUAUUGAUAAACACGAACCGUCUUCGAUUAGAAAAUUCUUACUCUCCGUACAACGUGGUAUACGUUAUGUUCUAAGGUCUACUCCUGGGAUAUUCGUUCAGAAAUUAUCAACAGCUCUGCAUAUUUUGUCCUGUUGUUCUUCAAGUGUUCUCAACGGCACUUGGUCAUCUUGGCGACGAUGGCUUCUUAUACAAUUGAAGUCACUUUGGCGACAUGUCACAGGUUCGUCAAUGAAAGACCUUCACUUUCUUUGCGUGGCAAUCGCGGUUUUCGUGGUGCAUAAAGUUCAGACAUUAUUAUCUCAUUAUGAUGAGAUGAGCUUCAGUCAUAUUAAGUGUCGUAGUAUGGUUACAACUGCCGUUGAAAAUAGUCGUCGACAACAAUUAAUCGGUCAAAGUUUAGAUGCCGAGUUUUAAAUGUAUUAAUACGUUUUAAUAAAGUAUAAGGCUCAUUAUGAGCAUUACUUCUAUUAUUUAAUGCUGAAUAAAAGAGUUAUGUUUUUUGACAUGUUUCACAUGUAA